AGGGAGGGAGAGAGUGGGAGAGAGCCGGAGGAUGGGCUCCUGUUGCCAAGGACAACAGUAUCAACACAUCACCGACUGGCCACGCAUGCACACAGUAAACACACCCACCCGCCCUGUUCCAGAGAAGGCAGACAACCACUGAGCUCCCAGCGUCUUUCUGAAACCAGCUUCGUCCCUCGACUUGGGCCCAGCCAGACCGGCGUGAGUCCCCAGGGCGGGUGUGAGUUUCUCUGGGCCUUGACGCUUUGCAGACUCCACACCUCCCACCCACCCCCCUCCCCUGCUCCCAGUAGGGAGUUCCAGCAGCAGCGAGGCAGGAUUGCAGAACGCAGGAGGGACACGGCUGAGUGGAUUACAGGCUACAGUCCUCUCCACAGGCUCACCCUGCUACGCCACGAGGAGAGACGAGCCCUGCCGCUGCUCUUUUAGCGCAUUUCUUGCCUUCCUCUUUGCCUUUUUCCAGACCUCCCCUCAAGUUGUCUCUCUGCCACCCGAAGAGCUGUUGCCCUGGACUUUAAAAACGUGUUUUUAUUUCAUUGUGUUUCCUUCUUUCUUUUUAAAUGGGAGUGAAGGCGGCUACCCCGGGAGUUUAUUGAGGCGCGCGGAGAUCAGCUUAAAGACAUAUGCUUGAGCAAUGGGGAAGUCCAACAGCAAACUCAAGCCUGAGGUGGUAGAGGAGCUAACUAGGAAAACCUACUUCACGGAAAAAGAGGUACAGCAAUGGUAUAAGGGCUUUAUUAAGGACUGUCCUAGUGGUCAGCUGGAUUCAGCAGGCUUCCAGAAGAUCUACAAGCAAUUCUUUCCCUGCGGCGACCCCACCAAGUUCGCCAGCUUCGUCUUCAACGUGUUUGACGAGAACAAGGAUGGACGCAUUGAGUUUGCAGAGUUUAUUCAGGCCCUGUCGGUCACCUCCAGGGGGACUCUGGACGAAAAGCUCAGAUGGGCCUUCAAGCUUUACGACCUGGAUAACGACGGCUACAUAACUCGGGAUGAGAUGCUGAAUAUUGUGGAUGCCAUUUACCAGAUGGUGGGGAACACGGGGAACACAGUGGAGUUGCCAGAGGAGGAGAAUACACCGGAGAAAAGAGUGGAUCGAAUCUUUGCCAUGAUGGACAAGAAUGCAGACGGCCUGCUGACACUACAGGAGUUCCAAGAGGGUUCCAAAGCAGACCCUUCCAUAGUCCAGGCUCUGUCCCUGUACGAUGGCCUGGUGUAGCAAGUCUCCUACACUAAGCACAAGUUGUCCACAGUGGCGUUUCAGUGUUGUGUCACCCUGCCAAUUGAAGCACGGAGUCUAUUGUCUGUCAUCCUCUGACUCCUCCUCAGUCUGUCAGGGAAGAGGGCAGGGAAUCAUGGAAGCUGACAAGAGUGGGCUGUCAAUCACUCAUCACCAUGGUUUCCAGGAUUAAUGAGUAACAAAUGUAACCACUUCCACCAAGUUGUUUGCCUUUGCAGAUGAUAGUACCGUCAAUGUGCUUACAAGACAUUUCUCUGAAAGUCCAAAGGAUGUGAGAUACUUUAGUGUAGGAGGAUGAAGGACCAGGGUUCAUUGGGCACCAGAUGGGUAAAAAAAAGCCUGGAACAAGGUGGU
Molecule: messenger RNA, 1591 nt
Organism: Esox lucius (northern pike)
Lineage: Eukaryota; Metazoa; Chordata; Actinopteri; Esociformes; Esocidae
Gene: ncs1a
Product: neuronal calcium sensor 1a
Exons: 9
Coding region: 635-1216 (193 amino acids)
Molecular function (GO): calcium ion binding; calcium sensitive guanylate cyclase activator activity
Source: RefSeq, a predicted model, not a curated record